This is a messenger RNA of Necator americanus (New World hookworm), 288 nucleotides long. RefSeq lists its product as uncharacterized. Bases 1 to 288 code for a protein of 95 amino acids. Lineage: Eukaryota; Metazoa; Nematoda; Chromadorea; Rhabditida; Ancylostomatidae. The record is from RefSeq and is a predicted model, not a curated record. The transcript has 2 exons.
AUGAAACUACCCGGCGACUCUGGAACACAAUCGAGACGUAUGGAAAGAUCACCGGGGCCCGCUCCACCAAUUCAAAGAAUAGAAUUACCUGCUGGAGCGCCAAUAGCUGUCAUAGUUGAUCCUGGUCCUGGUGUUGUACAGGGUACUCCACCAAUGGCAGUCAUCGUUGAUGCAGCUGGUGGUGGACACACUGCCACUCCUGGCGGUGGACUCACUGCCGUCAUAGUCGAAGGAGCUCCUCCUGCUGGUGCUCCUAUCGCUGUCAUUGUCGAUCGUCCACCUAGAUAG